GGGAAAAAGAGGAAAAAUGGGGAAAAAAAUCCCUGACCCUGCGCCGCCCUGACGUCAGGCGUCUUGCGUCACUUCCUGCGCGGCAUUGUGGGAGGCCGGGGGAAGAAGAUGGCGGCGCGGGGAAAGGGUCGGGCCGGCUGCGGUGUCGGUGAGGAGAAGGAGCGGUGUGGGCCGGGGCGCCCGGCGCCGGAGCUGCUGCUGCACCCGGAGCUGCUCUCGGAGGAGUUCCUGCUGCUCACGCUGGAGCAGAAGAAUAUACUAGUCGAAAAUGAUGUAAAGAUGGACAAAGAUGGUCUCACUGAUCUCUAUAUUCAACAUGCCAUUCCCCUGCCUCAGCGUGACUUACCAAAAAGUAGAUGGGGGAAAAUGAUGGAAAAGAAAAGACAGCAAAAUGAGUCAAAAAGUGAGAAUAAAAGCGUUACAACAGUGGAAGGUUUAAGGAAACGGCCGUUAAUUGUAUUUGACGGCAAUUCAACAAGUACAAGCAUAAAGGUGAAGAAGACAGAGAACGGAGCUGCUGAUCGCCUAAAACCUCCUCCAGCUGGAAGCACCACCAACACUGUUAGAAGAUUAUCAGUUCCUUCAAAUGCCCCAACAUACAUUUCAGCCUCCAGUUUAUCAGAGGACGCUAAGCCAGGAAUGAGGAACAAUGAGGCUAAGCAGAACAAUAUUUCAAAGACUAACAGCAGCGUAUUGGCUAGUCUGAAGGUGUACCCUUUGUCUCCAGUAGCAGGAACUACUGUUGUGAAGCUAAAGAGAGCUGUUCCAAAAGAAGAAUCUGAUUUGCCGAAUGACCUAAAGCCUACAGAAGCAAAGAAGAAAAUCCAGCAUGUUACGUGGCCAUGAAGUAGCUAAUGGUGCUUGAAACAUAAAUGUUACUUCCGUAUUUUCAAACAGAUAAGUCAUAUUUAAACAGUUUAAGUACAACUCUUUUUAAACCUUACAGGGACUUAGAUUGCUGUGAAGUUUUUAACAAGUUUAAAAGUUCCCUGUUGUAAAGCUGGAGUCAUUAUCACCAGUCACCUUAAGAGUGUCUACUCUUGUGCACCAAGUAGUUCAUUACUUCUUUGAAAGGUAGUAAUGUUACAAUAUACUAACCCCCUCACUUUUAGUUUUCAAGAUUAUUAUAGUUCAUCUCCUGCAUGUCCCUAUGAUUCACACAUAUAAAUAUUUUUUUGUUUUGUUUUGUUUCAGUAAGAUUCAGUUUUGUUCCACUCCUGGUUAAAUAGUUAAAAUAGCUAUUGAGAUUCAGAGUGAUCCCAGAAGUCUUCUUGGCUUCAAAAAGGUAAUUAAUUUAGGUAAGAAAACUGACCAUUCUGCUAAUAAGAUAGUCUGAGACAUUUUUUUUUCCUUUUUGUUGCACAAAACAGGAGCGUAGAAUUUACAGUGCGAGUUAGGUUGAUAAUAAGAGAUGAACUAUUUAACAGCAUUACUUCAAAUUGAAGUUUCUCUUAUUGGCAUAUGAAGUAAGAAAUGCACGGAUGGAAGUAUGUUAUUAGACUGUUUGAUAUGAAUCUUUGAGAGGAAGUAGUGAAUGGAUUAGUGCAGUGCCAUGUUUGCUUAAAUACACAGGCAUAUUUUAUACAUGCAUAAGUGUAAAAAUGUGCUGAUGUAACAAAUUUGCUUGUUUUCCUAGUUACAGUCACGCUUAUAAAAUAUGGCGAAAACCUGUAGAAUGCAGGUUAGUGCUUUUUCAACUUAUUAACAGUUGGAGAGGGACAGGGAUAGGAAGACAAAGAAGUAUCUUGAGGGCAUUAGUGUAAGUAGUCACAUUCUCAAAAAAACCCAAACAAACGUACCAGAAUCCAACUUGUUUUCCUUUCCUUUGAGAAUUUAAUAUGGAUGUUGGUUUUCUGUGAAACUUGGUGUUUGGUCUGGAUUAUUGGUAGUGCCUUAGAAGGCAGAGAUCUAGUCAAGUUGCUGGAAAUGUUUUUAUUAAGUCUCAGUGGCUAAGGGUGAAAACCAAUUUAGAUCUAUUUUACAUACGGAUGGUAAAUAAUAAUGCUCCCAGAUUUAGUAAAACAAAACCAAAAUAAACUUCUGAAUCCACGUAGUUAACUCACUAAAAGAAGCUGUCAGUAGUGAUCUGAAAGCUUGUUUACAUUUUUAACAUUGGUUAAUAUUGAAACCAAAAACUGUAGCUUAACUCAUUACCGACAGCUGUUCUCCAUUCACUGUUGUGACAUAAAAGGCACUUCUCGAAUGCUGUAAAAUGGUAAGAAUGUGUAUGUUUUGAAAUACUGUGUGCUGUUUCCCUUUUACUAAACACUUGUGCAGUUUUUGUACUUGAGUAUAGCAAACUCUAACGUAAUGUACAUUUUGUAUGUAAAGAGUUGUCUUUUAAGUAGCCUUAUCCUAUUUAAAUAAAUUCAAUUAAAAGCAAACAAAGUAGUGCUGACUUGUUUUUGUGAUGUAAUUAAGCUUGUUCAUUUUAUAGUUACAUUUCAGUGGACUUGAAGUUAUUAGAACUUAAGAAAAAGCUUAUAGGGUAAAAGGCUCAGUAGCUACUUUGGAGUUUUAGCAGCAGUUAGUAUUGUGUGAAGUGCUGGUCCUUCCACUUCAAGUGUGACAGUCUCGUAGGAGUUCUGUUUUGUGGGUGGCUUCUUGGCGGUGGUUUAAAGUCUAGGCUAUAUUUUGUUGCAGUUUCCGUUGCUAGGAGCAUGUGCGUGUUGGUAUAUGUUAAGGAGUGAUAUGCAGAACUGUACUGGAAUAAUAGCAUGAUGCUGCUAUUGCAUGGUAACAGUCUUGUUUUCAGGCCGGUAUGCUUUCCAGCCUUGUCAUGUUUUACCUACCUUUCCCUGAAGCUGGGACCAUUUUGCCAUCUGUUGUAGCGCCUGGGGGGCAAGGUGCAAGCCAUGCCGCUCUUAGUACCUUCCACUACCCCCUUCUCUCUGCAAAGUACUAGAGCAGAGCUGCAGUGUGCUGGGGAAUUGCCAUACCCCAGAGGAGAAAGUGAGUGAGGUGCUUGCCCUCCUUUGGGAGGUGUGGAUUUAAGAGUGAAUUUUAGGCUUGUUCUUUACUACAGCCUUUGUUAUAGAAUGAAGUCACCAAGGGAUAGAAUUCAGUCAUUCAGUGAGAUCAGAUUAGCACGGUGUGCACUUCAAAAAUGUCAGCCAGCUAAGUUCUUCAAAUGGUGUACAGUAAACCAAAUCUGCUCUGAUGCAUCUAUUUAGCUUGUUAAAUUAGUGAGAGAGGAAUGACCUCUAAUUAGUGUUAAAUUGGUGAGAGAGCAAUUCACACUUGGUACAAAAAGAGACAAAUUCAAGAGUGGUGGCAAGAACUACGAGCAAACGUUCCCUACCCAGUUACACACAGAGUUAAGUAUAUUCCUAAUUUUUCUUUCCACAUCUGAAGAUUCCUGUUGUAAGUGUGACAUAUAUGCUUUCCUCCUUUCGCUGGAUACAAAUGAAUUGCAUCUGGAACGUGUACCAGGACCAUACAUUGCGUAAUAUGGCCAUAUUUCUUGAAGUUUCCUUUGGGAAGUUAUCUUCCUUUAGAUUGUUUCCCUCUUGAUUUUAUUGUCCUGCCAGCAUGCUGUUGCUGACAGUUGCCUUUGCAGCAAACGCGUAGCAGAAAUGAUGCUAGAGCAAAGGGUAUUGUGUAUUACAAUACAGAACAAAAUUAAAGCAUGCUCUAGUAUAGAAGUUAAACUUCUGACUUUCACAAAGAUUAAAUGUAUUUUGUCUUGACCUCCUUGCUUGCUGGGAACAGUAAUAUUUUGGUUUUGAGUUUAGAGCCUAUGAAUACAUUUUUAUCGGCUGCAGUCAGUUCAGUAUUUUCAUAAAGUUGUUCAGUUUUGCUGAUAAUUUUUCCACUGAUUUCAGUUAGUAGAAGACUGCUGU
This is a messenger RNA of Chroicocephalus ridibundus (black-headed gull), 3842 nucleotides long. It is a transcript of the gene TSLIG2, whose product is annotated as chromosome 1 C2orf49 homolog. Bases 109 to 846 code for a protein of 245 amino acids. The transcript is spliced from 4 exons. Gene Ontology annotation, cellular component: tRNA-splicing ligase complex. Lineage: Eukaryota; Metazoa; Chordata; Aves; Charadriiformes; Laridae. The record is from RefSeq and is a predicted model, not a curated record. Gene Ontology annotation, biological process: embryonic morphogenesis.